CUUGCAUCAUUCUGGCUUCUGCGUCUUGCAUCCCGCCAUCCGAACAUUUUCGCGGGCAAGAGCCGUAUUCACCAUGGCUUUCCACGCAAGUGGGCUGCCGAGUAUCGCAGCCGCGACCACAGAUUUGUGGCCGUCGAUUGCGAACACACUGCUGAUCCCCUGGAGAGGCACCCAUAACCUCCCAACUUCGAACUCCCGACCUUCUCGUACCCCGGCUGCGCAUCAACCUACGUCGCCGACGAGUGCUGCGGAUACCAAGGGCGAGAUCUCGUCUUCUGCCCAAAUCCACGCCGCGGCACGGCCCAAGACCGAGGUCCCCGACUUCAUGCGGGACACCGUUUUGUCCCCGCGCUUCCUCGACCGUCGCCUCGCCAAUGCCUCCCCUACGAAUAUCUUCUCGGAAAUAUCUGCCAUGCCCUCCCGCUCGCUCAACAUGGCGAAUCCCCUCAUGCGCCGCUCUUACGCGGCCCUGAUGGCUCGCCCUCUGACCACUCUCCCCGGCUUCCGCUCCAUGAGCACCCACCGUCCGAGCUGUAUCCAGCAGCUUACCUGGCCCAAGAUUCAGCGUCCCUCUCAUAACCUUCAGUACCGUGGCUUCGGCACCGGCGGCGUCUCCCGCGAUCUCCUUGCGAACCGCGAGGGUGCUGCCAACCGGAACCCGAACAGCGCCACGGCUCAGAACUCUUUCUACCAGCUCCUUCUCAAGGCUAACAUGCCUGCUAUUGUUAUUGAACGGUACCAGUCUGGACGGUUUGCGACCAACGAGGCGGCCGACGAGGCCUACCAAACAGCGCUGGGUAUGAUCAACGGCACGACCGGCGGGGCUGUCAGCGGUGACCCGGCUUUCAAUGCUUCCGGCCUCAACUCGAGCCGGCUUCAGGCUGUCGGCCAGGCCGUGGCAGCUCAUCGUACCGGCGGCAACAUGGCUUUCUCUGCAGGUUCCAACGGCGGCAAGAACGGCGGUCCUCUGCACGUUAUCGUGGACGAGACCUUCGGGACUGCUGCUCUUCGGUGGAUCAAGUUUCUUCUCUGGUUCGGUCUCUGUGCUUAUCUCAGCUUGGUGCUCGUCACCAUGGUUGUAGAGGGUAUGACCAGUCUCAAGCGCCCGAGCAAGGUUGACAGCAUCGAUCCCAAAGCCGAGAGCCAAAAAGCCCGUUUCGCCGAUGUCCACGGCUGUGACGAGGCCAAGGACGAACUCCAGGAACUGGUCGACUUUCUGCGCAAUCCCGAGAAGUUCAGCAACCUCGGUGGCAAGCUGCCCAAAGGAGUUCUGCUCGUCGGCCCCCCGGGUACAGGCAAGACUCUUCUGGCUCGUGCCGUCGCCGGUGAGGCUGGCGUGCCCUUCUUCUACAUGUCUGGUAGCGAGUUUGACGAGAUCUACGUCGGCGUCGGCGCCAAGCGUGUUCGCGAACUCUUCACUACCGCCAAGGCCAAGUCUCCCUCCAUCAUCUUCAUCGACGAGUUGGACGCUAUCGGUGGCAAACGCAACUCGCGCGACGCAACCUACGUUCGCCAGACUCUGAACCAGCUUCUCACGGAGAUGGACGGUUUCGCCCAGAACAGCGGUGUUAUUAUCCUCGGUGCCACUAACUUCCCCGAAUCUCUGGACAAGGCGCUCACCCGGCCCGGCCGUUUCGACCGCCACGUCGCCGUCUCACUACCCGAUGUGCGCGGCCGUAUCGCCAUUCUGAAGCAUCACUCCAAGAAGAUCAAGAUGGGUCCCGAUGUCAAUAUGGAGGCCAUCGCUUCCCGCACUUCCGGUUUGUCUGGCGCCGAGCUCGAGAACAUUGUCAACCAGGCGGCCGUCCAUGCGAGCAAGGAGAAGGCCAAGGCUGUCAUGCAGGCGCAUUUCGAGUGGGCCAAGGACAAGGUGAUUAUGGGUGCUGAGAAGCGAAGCAUGGUCAUUACGCCCAAGGAGAAAGAAAUGACGGCCUACCACGAAGCCGGCCACGCGCUGGUUGCUUACUACUCAAAGGACACUGCAGGCGAGCUCUACAAGGUCACUGUUCUCCCGCGCGGCCAGAGCCUCGGCCACACCGCUUUCCUCCCCCUGAUGGACAAGUACUCGUUCUCGGUUAGAGACUACCUGGGCAUGAUUGACCGCGCCAUGGGUGGCAAGGUUGCCGAAGAGAUCGUCUACGGCAACGAUUAUGUAACGAGCGGCGUCAGCGCGGAUCUCGAUUCGGCAACCCGCACGGCGUGGCAAAUGGUGGCCCAGCUCGGCAUGUCUGAGCGUCUCGGCCCCGUCGAGUACCUCCGCAAGUAUGAGCAACUGAGCUCAGCGACACGCGCCAUGGUCGAGUCUGAGGUGAAGAAGGUGCUCGACGAGUCGUAUGCCCGUGCCCGCACCCUGCUCAUUUCCAGGCGCAAGGAGCUCGACCUGCUUGCGCAGGCCCUUGUCGAGUACGAGACGCUGGACCGUAACGAGGUCGAGAAGGUGCUGCGCGGCGAGAAGCUCGUGGGACGCAUCUCAAUACCGCCCGGGCCCAUGGCCGUGCCCAAGCCGAAGAAGCCCAUAGACUCUGGCCUACCGAUCCCGCCGUUGUCUGGCGGCGGCGAUGGCGAGGGCGCCGGGCCUGGGAGUCCGCCCCCGCCGGCCCCGCCACCAGCCCCCGCAACUCAAAUGCCGGGGCCAGGAAGCAGCGAGGAGAAGACAAAUGGGAAAGGGGAAUAGCGCGUUUUAGUUUAUGGCAGGGGAAUUGGGCCCGAUUGGAGUCGAGAGUACCUGCCGAGAUUGAGACGAUGGGACUGGUCGGAUGGCAUGGGUGGCGUUUGUGUGUUUUACCAUCGCUCCGGGGAGUGUACUGUAACUGUACACCUCCGCAACGAUGCAGAUUCCUUUUGUUUACCACGUUAGCAACCUACGGCAUCUCUACUAACUAGCCUUGGAGUCAGCGUGCAUUGGGAAGUGAUCAUUCCGGGCGGCGAACGAGCAAGUGUAUAUUAUAUGCGAGAAAUGCCUUGUGCUUGAUAGAUACUACCAACCUAACAUGCAGACCACGCCAACACAAAAGAUACCAUCUUCAA
Messenger RNA from Chaetomium fimeti, 3027 nucleotides. RefSeq names its product P-loop containing nucleoside triphosphate hydrolase protein. Gene Ontology annotation, molecular function: ATP-dependent peptidase activity; metalloendopeptidase activity; ATP binding. The record is from RefSeq and is a predicted model, not a curated record. Gene Ontology annotation, cellular component: mitochondrial inner membrane. The transcript is spliced from 4 exons. The coding region runs from base 74 to 2674 and encodes 866 amino acids. Gene Ontology annotation, biological process: protein quality control for misfolded or incompletely synthesized proteins; mitochondrion organization. NCBI's taxonomy places the organism in Eukaryota, Fungi, Ascomycota, Sordariomycetes, Sordariales, Chaetomiaceae.